AUGGUUUCCAAACUCGCCGGCCGCGCGGUGCUGCUCCUCUUGUGCCUCGUCGUCGGCGACGCGGUUCGCCAAACAAGACUGCAGAAGAGUGACGUCGUCAGUGCAGCCCAGUAUGAGAAGCAAGAGCACGAGCAAGCGGGCUACGAGCAUGUCGAGGAAGGGCAUGGCGAGGAGGCUGCUGACUCCAAGCUAGAAUGGGGCACACCGGGCUGCGGCUCAACUUAUCAGUGCGCUUCUGGCUGCUCGUGUAUUGGCGGAACGCUUCGCAACCAUGCUGACACAGCAGUUCGCUGCUCUGAGGCAGCUGUACUCACAAUCGCAGCCCUCUUGCAGAAAAGAAAAGAGUGGCACCGAUUCGCUGGCACCUCGAUGUUCUGCUUACGCGUCUGGUUGCACGUGCUACUGCUACAGUGCGCAAGGGAACCGUGCUUGAUUGCUCCGGCUCUUGAGCGGAAGAAUGCUGCUGUUUCUUGCGCUGUUGCUACGGCUGCACCAGCACCGGCUCACAGCGUCCCUGACAGGCUCACACCUCUGUUGAAGAUGGCUUCGUCUACACCGUAG
Molecule: messenger RNA, 561 nt
Organism: Symbiodinium sp. CCMP2592
Lineage: Eukaryota; Dinophyceae; Suessiales; Symbiodiniaceae
Source: the annotation of a GenBank genome assembly